GACCUGAGGAGCGUAAACAAGUCUUGCAACGCUGCUGCUGCUGCUGGCAGUUUCAUAAGAGGCAAGGUGCAGGGCGGCCUUGCUCUAAAAAAGAAGCGCCUUUGAUAGCCGUACUUUCAUAUUCGCGAGCGGCAGACGCCAGCAUUAUUUGGCUGCUAACUUUAUUGCCAGACUUUUGUUCGGCGUGCAGAGAGCCUCCUUUUGCGGGGGAGUGCGUGUGUUCCAAGUUAGUAGUAGUGAGUGUGUGUCCCGUCCCAGCAUCGAGUCCGCGCCUCUCUCGCUCGGCGUGCGCGCCACUUCCCAGAGAAUGGGUUUCAGCUGCUGUGCUGUGUGCUCACACUCUUCUCUGUGAAUAUUUCUGAAUUCGUGGCCAGUUUCAAUGUGCCGGUGAAAAGUGACUGUGCGGUGCCUCAAGACGGAUACGAUCGCUCGCCGAAACUACAGGACUGAGCGAGUAGCCUCGACCACUCGACAAGGGAGCUGGCAACGCCGCGUAUUCAGCUGUGCGUAAAAUCAAGCAACUGAGCAAGCAAGCGAUCGGUGGCCGAAAAUAAGAAAAGGUGUCCAGUGUCCGUCCCGUGCAGAGUGACAGCAGCUAUGGCAGCAGCCUGAAGGUCGCCAUGCCCUGAGCUGAGGAUGCCGGUGGUGCUGUUGGACAGACUACCCCUGCCCUCGCUGCCCGCGUACACGGCGGUCAGCGUGUCCCUGCUCGCCUGCAGCCUCUACUAUGCGGUCCAGAACGCCCACCAGCUCGACCUCGAGCACCAGCCGCCCCUGGCCGAAGGCCAGCUUGACCUGGCCACCCUGUGCUGGGUCUUCGGCAGGCGGUGUUCGGCCAUCCUAACAUUCAUGAUCCACGAACCCUUCUGCAUCUGGCCAUUGGUGAACAUGGCCUAUUGCGUGCUGGUGUUGCUGGGAAAGUGCAUACAGAGCGCUGUGUUUGGCGAGCUUCGAGUCUCUGAGAGCAACGCCAUCAAAGACACCUUUUGGAAUUUCGUCUUCUACAAAUUCAUCUUCAUCUUCGGCGUCCUGAGCGUGCAGAAGCUGGAGGAGGUGGUUCUCUGGUGCUCGUGGUUCACCUUGCUUGGCUUCCUUCACCACCUGGCUCAAUUGGCCAGGGAACGGGCUGAAUAUCUGAGUUUGUCUGUGAGCCCAGGCCGCGAAAGAUGGAGACACGUCCGCCUACUAGCUUUACUUGCUGCAAUUUUACUGGCCUCCGGGGCCAUGCUAUUAGUUUGCGUCGCAGUCGGCCUUCUAAUAUCCCUCAACACGUUUGCAUUCAUGGCUGCAGAGUGCAUCCUGCUGACUCUGCGAACGCUGCAAACAAUGCUGCGCUAUUUGCUGCAUCUGUACGAUGUGGCUCAUUCCUCAAACCCUGUGCACCACUUCUUCCCUAAUGUGAAACUGCAAGCGGCCAAAGGCCAGGCCCGACACAAACUAAAUGAAAAAAGUGGCGAAGAAAAGAACACGGACAGUUCCUUGCGCGAUAACUUUGCAUCUGAUGGGACCGGAAGCACAGCCUCUAGUCAAAAAUAUUCCCCCAGAUGGUGGGUGCGCGGUGGCGGUGCCUCAUAUUACCUGGAAUUGUUGUUUGAGCUGGCGGCUCUGCUGCUAGACCUGCUGCACCACGUCCACAUGCUUCUCUGGUGCAACAUCCUUCUCUCGAUGGCUUCUCUGGUCAUUUGCAUGCAGCUUCGACUGCUACUGCACCAGCUGAAAGCCAGACUAGCCCGACAUCGCCACAGAUUAAGAUUGCAGGCUUAUAUGAAAAAACAUUUCCCAUCAGCAACAAAAGAGGAAUUGAAGACUCUUGAUGAUGAUUGCGCCAUUUGUUGGGAAAGACUUUACACUGCAAGGAAACUGCCUUGUUCACAUUUAUUCCACUCGUGGUGCUUACAAUCUUGGUUGGAGCAAGAUCCAUCGUGUCCAACCUGCAGAAUCACACUCUCAAUUGGGGACUCGAACCCGUCAAGUGGCGCUGCCGGCUCCACAGGGGUUGUCGGGUUGCUGGGCAAUGUUUUGGGAGGUCUUGUCGGCAGUAUAAGAGAUCAUGACACUCUCCUUGAGCCUGAUCAGAGAGACCAGCCGCAGCAAAUAAACAACAAUGCACAAGUCUUCCAUUUUGAUGGAUCUCGGUACGUUUCGUGGCUGCCCAGUUUUUCGGUUGAAGCUGCUCACUCGCAGUUAGGCGGACACACAGAGUUGAAUUCUUCAUCCCAGUUGCACAACAUGGCUCUGCAAGUCCAGCAAAUGUUCCCUCACUAUCCACUGUGGGUGUUGGUUGCUGACUUGAGGCUUUCUCAUUCGGCUGAACUGACAGUUGAGAACAUCUUGGAGGGUAGAUUGUUGCCUCCCGCGCCAAUGUUCAACCCUGACAUGGAGGAGACUCAGCCAGCUCCAGAGCCAGCUCAAGAACCACCAUCUCAAUAUUCUGGAUGGUUAGAAGAAAACCCUACAGAUACAACAACAGAUCCCUUGUCUCCAGUCACCUUCUCUGAUGAAGCAUCUGAGAGGCAGAGGAGUUUAGCCAAGAGGAGAGAGGCAUUAGUCCACCAAGCUAGACGGAGAUAUCUGCAAAAGAGCUCAAACUCAAAUGAAGCGUCCGCUUCCUGCUCUCAUAGUGGAAUCUCAUCUCAAUCAACACCAGAUGCUUCCUCUAGCUUAUCCAACUAAGUAUUAAGAUUCAUUUUAUUAUUUAAAUCAAAACUUUAUGGUUAACGUAUUUUUAUUUCAAAGAGGGGGUGUAAGUAGGGAGACAUGUUGUAUCUCUUCUCAAUGUCUUCCUUCAUUGAUACCGCAUUCCUUCUCGAUUUUCAUUUCAAGUAACUUUAGCUGUGCAUAACCUUGAAUGUGAUUACCUGUUUUGCCAUCGGUUUUUACCUGAUUCCCCCCAAUUUUAUGCAAGUAGCCUUCCUUUGGGAAAUAAGAUGACUGCGUUUUGAAAAAAGCGUUUUCUUUUUUAUUAAGUAUGCAUUAUAAGGUUAAGUGAGAUAUAAUCAUUUUCUAGUUCCAAUAUUGCAAAUAAAUUGGCGAUUUUAAUUGAACAGUGGUAUGUCACUUUUUUAAAGUAGCAACAAGUACAAUUGAAAAUAUUUUCUUUCGCCAAUAUUGAUUGCAUAAAUACAACUUCUAUAUUAUACAAGGAACGAGAGUGGCAUUUUGAAACAUAUGCAGAAAGAUCAUAAUUUCUUUGUACUUACACCCAUUUUUAUACUGUUGCAAAGACAAUAUUAUGUAUUUUUUUUGUAAUCCUGACUGAUUAAUGGUUGUUAUGGAUUUCAAAUCUUCAUACUUUACGCAGUAACCCUUUAUUUAAGUCCUAUCAUGAACGCGCUGUUUAAAUUGCAAGAUGAAUACUAGAUUGCUUUUUCCCAAAAACACAAUGAUAACUUAAAAAAUGCCAAUUUCAUAAAUUUUGCUAGAUUGAGUAAGGAAUGCCACUUGGAGCGAGUCAAUUUUAUGACCCUGCAAGUGACAAAAGAUCAACAUGCUGCAAAUUUAGGUAUUAAUAUUGUAGUGCUUUGAACGAAAUGUGAACAAAGUGAACAUACAUGAUAUAAUAAAAAAGAGUCAAAUAACCUG
Messenger RNA from Cloeon dipterum, 3582 nucleotides. RefSeq names its product E3 ubiquitin-protein ligase AMFR-like. Gene Ontology annotation, molecular function: ubiquitin binding; ubiquitin protein ligase activity. Bases 637 to 2673 code for a protein of 678 amino acids. NCBI's taxonomy places the organism in Eukaryota, Metazoa, Arthropoda, Insecta, Ephemeroptera, Baetidae. Gene Ontology annotation, cellular component: cytosol; endoplasmic reticulum; ubiquitin ligase complex. Gene Ontology annotation, biological process: endoplasmic reticulum unfolded protein response; protein K48-linked ubiquitination; ubiquitin-dependent protein catabolic process. The transcript has 11 exons. The record is from RefSeq and is a predicted model, not a curated record.